Molecule: messenger RNA, 1262 nt
Organism: Chenopodium quinoa (quinoa)
Lineage: Eukaryota; Viridiplantae; Streptophyta; Magnoliopsida; Caryophyllales; Amaranthaceae
Product: guanine deaminase-like
Exons: 5
Coding region: 502-1068 (188 amino acids)
Biological process (GO): purine nucleoside catabolic process
Molecular function (GO): guanosine deaminase activity; zinc ion binding
Source: RefSeq, a predicted model, not a curated record
UUUCUAAAUCGGUUAUUUUUUUAAGUGAAUGUAGUCUCAUUUAUCCCUCGCGGUUGCGGCUAAGCAAUGUAUACUUGUAUAGCAAUAAAUAAUAAUGGGUUAUUUUGUAGGACGAAAAAAAAAAAAAAAAAAAAAAAAAAAAACAACGUGAAAAAAAGAGAAGCAACCCAUCUCUCCUUUCUCCUUCCCAUCUCCACCACCACCAAUCCUCCAUUAUUAUAUAUAGAGUACACACACUCUCUCUCCUUCUCUCUCAAUCUCAUUCUCUCUCUUCCUUCUAGUUUUCUGUGAUCGGUAGUUCAACACAUUCACACUUUCUUGGAGUCUUCUUCUUCUUUUUUUAUUACCAUAAAUAUUUGACUCCUCUUUUUCUUUUCUCUAUUAAAUUCAAUAUCUUUCUAAUUCUUGGUCUACCCUUUUCCAUCAUUAUCUGUUAUUUUCAUUCCAAUUAUUGAUUACCCAUCUGGGAAUUUCCCUCAUUGUUCAUCUUAAUUUAUAAUCAUGGGUGAUGCUAGUGGUAAUGUGGUUGAAGCCAUAGAUGGAACCAUCUCUCUGGCUUCUGCAUUUGCUGGUCAUCAAGAAGCUGUACAGGAUAGAGACCACAAAUUCUUGACAAAAGCAGUCGAGGAAGCUUAUAAGGGGGUUGAUUGUGGACAUGGGGGUCCGUUUGGUGCUGUUGUUGUUUGUAAUGACGAAGUAGUUGUCAGCUGUCACAACAUGGUGUUGGAGUACACAGACCCAACUGCACACGCAGAGGUCACAGCUGUAAGAGAGGCAUGUAAAAAGCUCAAUCGACUCGAGCUGGCAGAUUGUGAAAUAUAUGCAUCUUGUGAACCAUGUCCAAUGUGCUUUGGUGCUAUCCAUCUUUCAAGAAUUAAGAGGUUAGUAUAUGGGGCUAAAGCUGAAGCUGCCAUAGCAAUCGGUUUUGAUGAUUUCAUUGCUGAUGCAUUAAGAGGCACCGGAGUCUAUCAAAAGGCUAACCUUGAAAUCAAACAAGCUGACGGGAACCAAGCAGUCCUCGCUGAGCAAGUAUUUGAGAAGACCAAGGCCAAAUUCUCCAUGUAUUGAAAUUUCCCAUUUCCAGUUCUUAAGAAUAAAUCCAUUUUUCAUAGAACUUCUGAUUUUCUGUACAAAUUAAUCCAGGAAAUCUUUCCUACCGAUUUAAAACACCAUUUCCUUUCUCGAAAAUCAUCAGAUUUUCAUGGUGUAUAGCUGCACUCUACACAAUUGAUCAAUGCAUACCAUGCUUAUAUUCAGUCGAA